AGAUAAAAUGUGUAAUUUAUAUUUAUUUGUUUCGUAACUAAAACGUUGUGUUUGUAAAAAAAACAUAUCUUGGAGUUGGAUUUUAACCAGCAAAGAUGGCUGGAAAUUAUGAAACUAUGUUUCUUGAGGAUAAUUUGUUGACUGAAAAUGAUUGGGCCACCUGUCAACAGUUCCCAGUCCUCUCUACUGAGAAUGAGAUGAACUGGUUGGACUUUAGUGUUAGUAGUUCAGAAACCCAUUCCACCCCCCCUCAAAGUGAGGUCACAAUGGACUCUGGGUCUGAUUCUGGCAGUGGGUCUCAAAUCCCACUUGAAUAUAGUAAUUUCUGUAUGGGGGACACAGAGUUUGAUGACAUCAUCAAUGACUUGGAAUCCCCACCACUUACCCCACCAGAGGAGCUAGAGAGCCUGGAUAGUUUUGUGACGUCACAAAACGUACAAAAUAUUUCACUGGAUCAAUUGUAUCCGCAUUUAAACAACACACAACAUGACAGUGGACCUCAAUUGCAUGCAGCGAGCCAGCUUCACAACAAAGCCACCACUCGGUGUCGUAGUGGAUCAUCAUCCUCCGCUUAUUCGUCACAAUCAUCAACUCCGCCCCCUCCAACCAACCAAUCAGGAAACAUCUUCGACACAGCUUUUCAAAGACAGUCAACUCAACAAAAUUCAGAUGAAGGGUUUUAUGAAAAACAAGCUGUAAUGGAAAACACUAAAAGAAAAGGAGUUAUACAAAAACGGUCACAAAUGAUUCCAAAAGAAGAGAGUGAGUUCGACAAAGCUGUUAAAGAUGCUCUUAGGGAAACUAACAGGUUACUUAACAUGCACAGAAAUGUUCCAGAACCAACAACAGAAACUUCAAAUAAAAUCGAAUGUCAAAAAGCUCCAGUUAUUGACCUAAGACAAGUUUGUGAUAAUGUGAUUUUAAAUGGAGACAGCUCUACCACCCAAGCCGUAUCCAAUUCUCCAGUGAGGUCAACCAUGCACGAAGGGUCAUUGAAGCGAAAAUCAGCCAAGCGUUGCAACCGGAAAUUCAAAAAAACAAUCACCGCUGAGAGUUUACAAGCAGUUAGCAUGGCAAGCUAUACAAGGAAAAUGGGGGUUCCCCCAACUCAGGAACAAGCACAAUCAACUCAAGUUACAACUUCUACAUUAAGUUCAUUCCAGAUCCCCCUUAGCAGUGUUGCCGAAGCUGCCCCGAUGCGAUUAUAUGUGAAACAGGAGCCGGUAUCAAGCUUGUAUCUUACCACUACCCCCACCCAACCUACUGUAUGCAAUGUAAUGUCAGUGAAUAAUUCGCAUAAUAUGGUGAUUCCCCCUUCUAUACCCAUAAACCUCACCCAUGUUACCCCUAAAAAUGAAGUUGUUUUACCUCAAAGCUUCGUUGUCAGAUCAGACACUUUACAUACUGGUGCUUCUUCCCCAUUGGUUAAUAUUUCAACCAAUGGCAUUCUAGCUCGGCCAAAGAUACUUCCACUGACCAAUCACAACCAACCACCAAGUGAUCAGAAAGAAGGAAAGCACAGUCAAACAAAGUCAGCAACCAAACCCCUAAUGGGUUCAAUCGGGGGUCCCAAGAAACCCAUUGUACCCGCCGCUUACCCCAGUUUUACCCCUACUGUAAUCGGGGUGAACCCAGUCAUGGGGUUGGAGCAAAGAAAUGAACAACUGACUAUAAAAGACUUGGAUGGUAGAGCAAUGAAACGUCAGCAGCGAAUGAUAAAGAAUCGUGAAGCUGCCUGUCAAUCAAGACAGAGAAGGAAAGAAUACGUGAGCACAUUAGAGCAACAAAUGUUGGAAUGUUUGGACGACAACAACAAGCUUCGAUCAAUGAAUCAACAACUCAGGGAUAAAGUGAUGGAACUUGAAAAUGAGAACACUCGUCUUCGUAGCUUGGCUGGUAUGACCACUAGCGGUCAGCGAAGAGCAGCUUGUAUUCUUAUGCUCGUUCUAUUUAUCGGGUUCAAUAUUCACCCACUAAGUUUUCUCGCUAACCAGUCAAUUUCUGGUGAAGACACACCAAUAAAGUUCACACCAGAAGAUGCUGGCAACUUUAAUGUAGUCAAAAACUGGCCAGCACCGGUUGAAUCCGGUUUUCAUGGCAGGCAGCUGCUCUCUGUUGAGGAGCAAGGAGGAAAAAGUGAGAGAGGAGUGGGAGGAGUUAGAGCAGGGAGUGAGACUCAGGUGUCAUCUAGUUUAAAGAAGGAUUCUUUCUGGAUGGAUGAUUUGGUUAAUAAUUAUAAGAAGGAACACCUGGAUAAGAUCCUUGAGGUCCUCCGAGAUACUUCAUCCAUCUCACUACAGAGGAUGUUGAGGAGGAAACUAAAGGAGGAACUUGGGAUCAGAGUCCCGAUGCCGAUACCGAGGACCAGGAGAAUAUCUUAUACUCCCACCAACACACAUGAACAGAGGCCACCAGACAUGAACAGUAUUAACCAAAAAUUAAGAUUCUAUGCUCCAAAGCCACAUCCGAGCAUUAAACCAGCGCCAACCAAUGUGAAAAUUAACUUGUGUGAAAGUUUAAACAAAAAUGAGAAACAACUGAAUGAGACUGAAUCUAUAAGGGUCAGCAAAGACUUGGACCAAUGGAUUGCCAGAGAAAAACAUAAUAAGGAAUCAAAUCAUAUGAAGAACUAUGUGAAUAAGAAACCACCUGAUAGAACUAACAAGAGAAGUAGGAGAAUUGCUGUGUCUCCUCAACAAAGAAGGCCAACCAAAGCAACAGGCAUAGCUCUUUACAAAGAUAAAGAAAAUUCUUUCAACAAGUUUCUUGAUUUAUUAAACCGACGCAAUGACACAAUAUAUGUGAUAUCUCUUAACCAGGAUCACAUUCUCCUCCCAUCCACGGUGAAGAAUUCCUCGCUCCCCACUAAGAUGUCACUUGUUUUCCCCACUGCUCCACCUAAUGAAACUUAUUCAAACAAUGAGGUUUACCAGACAUUGAUUCAAAUCGAUUGUGAGGUCACAGCUACUGAUUAUUUACAAGUCAAACGUGAAUUGUUGCCAAAUAGUCAAAACCAUGUUCCUAAUACAGUUCAACACACUACAGAGCCAACCAAUAGAAAAAGGAAAGCUUACCACGCACCUCAUGCUACAAAUGAAUUAAAAGUCCGUCGUAAGAGCAAAACGAAUGAAGAAGCUGAUGCAACAGUAACAGAUGUAGAUUUAUAAACAAACCCGAAAUAUCUGAAAAAUUUAUAAUUUUUAUAUAUAUUGUAGUCUAUUCACACAAAUAAUAAUAGCACAAAACCAGACUUUUUAUUUAAGGGACCAUUUUGUAUGUUUUGCAUAUGUAUGAAUGUAUAUACUAUUUUUAGUUCAAGUUAAAUUUAAAACUGUUUAGUUCUAUGUAUUGCAUUGUUGACUGAUUAGCUUUGCCUGUUUAAACCAUACUUGUUAGUUACUUAGCGCUGAUUUAACUUGAUUUUUAUUUUGUCAAUACUUAGUUGCAAAUGGGUGAUGCAAUGAUUUAUUGAAUUUUAAAUUUCCAUUUUUAGUUUUUUUUAUUGCAUAAGGAGUUCUGUAGUUUCAAUGGCCUUAACCCUGUUCCAAAAUUGUCAAGUCUACAAUCAUACAUACCUUCUAAGCUAUGCUUAUGUAUCCAAGAUUUUGUGAUUAUUUUAUAUUCGAAAACCAACUCAGUUCUUUCUUAAACUUAUUUCUUUGUUGGUGCUUUAAAAAAUGUUGUUUAAAAAUAUUGAAAACAUUGUGCAUUCUACUAUAGGUCCCAUGCCUUAGCAUUUAAACGGACCUAGGAUUUUGGGGCAGGUUUUUCCAUUACCUGAUUAACCUUGUGCAUGCAUUGUAAGUUAAUAUUAGAUUGUUAGAAACUCAUUUCCCUUUUCAACUGAUCACUGUGUAAGGUUAUGUGGUGGAAAAGCAAUCAUUAAAUAAAAAUUUUAAAUACUGAGUUUUCAAACAAAA
Molecule: messenger RNA, 3920 nt
Organism: Ciona intestinalis (vase tunicate)
Lineage: Eukaryota; Metazoa; Chordata; Ascidiacea; Phlebobranchia; Cionidae
Source: RefSeq, a predicted model, not a curated record